UCUAGUAAACAUCUAGUAAAAAAACUAAACUCACAAAAAAAUGGCACCUCAAAUGGAAUACGUCUCAAAAACCCAACACUACUUGAAAGUUAAGAAACCCAUGUUGGAACGUCAACGUCGGGCACGCAUGAACAAGUGUUUGGAUCAACUUAAAGAAUUGGUAGCUGAAUUUCAAGGCAACGAUGCCAUCUUACGCAUGGAUAAAGCUGAGAUGCUCGAAUGUGCUUUAACUUUUAUCAAAAAAGAAGUUAAGAAACCAAUAGUACCCGCUGUCAUACCUAUGGAUUCAUUCCGUCAUGGUUAUAUGAAUGCCGUUAAUGAAGUAUCACGUGUUAUGGCCGCCACUCCUGGCAUGAAUGUACAAUUAGGCAAAUCUGUUAUGAUUCACUUGGGUGGUGAAUACAAUCGUCUGUUGCAAACUUCAAUUGAACAACAGCAGCAACAACAAGAUUUAUCCUGCUCUGCUCCCAUGAGUCCUGCUUCUUCGGGUUAUCACAGUGAUGAAUGCGAUGAAGAUAGUUCCAUGUCUUCACCAGUCAUUGCUCCAGCUGCUGCUCCUGUAUGGCGUCCUUGGUAGUUUGUUUUUUUACUACUUCAGGUUUAGCCUCAAGCUUUAAUUGAAAUCAACUCAACUGCGAUAUUUUCAAAACUGUGAUAACCAAUUUAGUUUUAAGUUG
Lucilia sericata (common green bottle fly) is the source of this 677-nucleotide messenger RNA. Its product is annotated as enhancer of split m5 protein-like. Gene Ontology annotation, biological process: regulation of neurogenesis; regulation of transcription by RNA polymerase II; anterior/posterior pattern specification. Bases 41 to 577 code for a protein of 178 amino acids. NCBI's taxonomy places the organism in Eukaryota, Metazoa, Arthropoda, Insecta, Diptera, Calliphoridae. Gene Ontology annotation, molecular function: protein dimerization activity; RNA polymerase II cis-regulatory region sequence-specific DNA binding; DNA-binding transcription factor activity, RNA polymerase II-specific. The record is from RefSeq and is a predicted model, not a curated record. The transcript has a single exon. Gene Ontology annotation, cellular component: nucleus.